Uranotaenia lowii is the source of this 1816-nucleotide messenger RNA. Its product is annotated as apyrase-like. Gene Ontology annotation, biological process: AMP catabolic process. NCBI's taxonomy places the organism in Eukaryota, Metazoa, Arthropoda, Insecta, Diptera, Culicidae. The transcript has a single exon. Bases 41 to 1729 code for a protein of 562 amino acids. Gene Ontology annotation, cellular component: plasma membrane. The record is from RefSeq and is a predicted model, not a curated record. Gene Ontology annotation, molecular function: 5'-nucleotidase activity.
GAGUAGUGUCAGUCGGUUGGUCGCCGUGGCCGGUUGAGAAAUGGCGUGCCGUCGGGUUCUUAACUUGUUCGUUCUGUUAGCUGCGGUUGUUGUGAUUCUUCAGAAUAAUCCAGUCGCCGAAGCCGCCGCUCGAAAUGGAGCAGCAAUCAUAACAAAGCGGGACGGCCUGUUUCCGCUGACGUUGAUCCAUUGGAACGAUUUCCACGCGCGGUUCGAGGAAACAAACGUCCUGUCCACUCGAUGCAACCGUGACGAGGGGGAACGCUGCAUUGGGGGCUAUGCCCGGGUUGUUGCUGCGGUUAGAAGUUUAACGGUUCAGUAUAAGGAGAAGAAUCCGAUUUUCCUGAAUGCUGGGGAUAAUUUCCAGGGAAGUACCUGGUACACUUUGUUGAGAUGGAAUGUGACGAGCUACUUCUUGAACUUGCUUCCGGCAGAUGCGAUUGCCUUGGGAAACCACGAAUUUGAUCACGGAAUAGCUGGGUUGGUUCCAUUUUUGGAAAAUAUCAAAAGUCCGGUUUUGGCGGUGAACAUCGACGACAGUGAGGAGCCCGGUAUCAGAGGAAAGUAUCUUAAAUCAAAGGUUUUGGAGCGAGACGAGAGAAAAAUUGGAGUCAUAGGAGUUAUCCAUCACCUGACGAAUACGCUUAGCAUGACAGAGCGAUUGAAAUUUUUGGAUGAAGUCGAAACGAUCAACGCUGAGGCGGCUCGGUUGAAGGCCGAGGGUGUAAAUAUAAUUGUUGUUCUUUCGCACUGUGGUAUUACGAUUGAUAAGAAAAUCGCCGCUCAGUGUCCGGAUGUUGAUAUUAUUGUCGGGGGACAUUCGCAUACAUUCUUGUACACGGGAUCUACCGAAGGCUUACCGGAUGUUGCAGAAGAUACCUAUCCAGUGGUAGUCGAGCAAUCCAGCGGAAGAAGGGUCAUAGUAGUCCAGGCUUCCUGUUUCACCAAAUACGUUGGACGGUUGACGGCCUACUUUGAUGACGAAGGAAAACUAAUGGAAUGGGAAGGUAAUCCGGUUUACUUGGAUGAUUCAAUCGAACAGGAUACCACAAUCAUGCGGGAGUUGAUUCCAUGGCGCGAGGAAGUUGAUCAGCAAGCCAAAGGUUCUGUCGGUUCAUCGAGGGUGAUUCUUUCAAAGCCCGAAUGUCGCCUAGGAGAAUGUAACUUAGGAAGUCUUAUCGCGGACGCAUUCGUCGAUUUCUUCACCAACAGAGCCGAAAGCGCGGACGUGUGGACUUUUGCAGCCAUUGGAAUCACAAACGAUGGCGGUAUGAGAACAUCCAUCAAUCGAGGACCUCUCACAUUUGACGAUUUGGUCACCUGUGUACCGUACGAGAACACUGUUGACACUUUCGACCUCAAGGGACAGUACCUUCUGGAAGCACUCGAAUACAGUGCUAGUCGGUACAACACAGCGGACUUUCUACAAUUUUCGGGCCUCCGAGUUACCUUCAACAUCACUCAGCCACCAGGUAGACGAGUAGCUUCCGUAGAUGUGCGCUGUCGUGAGUGCCGAGUGCCAACGUAUGAGCCGCUGGAUUCAAACAAAACAUAUCGAUUAGCGGUAGCCGCCUGGAUCGGUAACGGGGGCAAUGGUUACACGAUGUUUGCCGAACAUCGGACCAAUUUUGCAGUAGGUCCGCUGGAUAUUGUCGUUCUGGAGCAGUACGUAACCCGAAUGAGCCCAAUCCUACAGGGUACGGACGGUCGAAUUCGGAUUGUUAAGUAGGUAGUUCUACUCAUAUGUAGAAAACAGUCUGACUUUUAACGAACAAUAGCAUUAUAUUUAGGGAAGAUUGAUGAUCAAUUUUUUAUA